Messenger RNA from Caenorhabditis remanei, 1095 nucleotides. RefSeq lists its product as uncharacterized. The record is from RefSeq and is a predicted model, not a curated record. The transcript has 3 exons. NCBI's taxonomy places the organism in Eukaryota, Metazoa, Nematoda, Chromadorea, Rhabditida, Rhabditidae. The coding region runs from base 1 to 1095 and encodes 364 amino acids.
AUGAGGCAGUUGGACAUCAAGGAAGUCAAGUCGACAAGUCUUCACGAGUCAAACAACUACACAAGAAGUCAGACAACGACUACGAGAAGUCACUCAACGUCAAGAAGAUGUUAUACCAGCUCAAUACGUCAAGAAGUCGAGGAAUUUAGGAUUCAAAUAUUGAAAGGUAUAAAAGAAUCAGAGCUACCGAAAAGAGGCGCAAGCCCAGCUGCUACUGACAACAACAUCGUCGGAAGAAUUCUGUCAAAGGAAGCCAGGAACAUUGGUUCCCCAGCUCGACCUCAAGAACGUCAGCCGAGCAGAGCACAACUUCAGGAGCCCAGAUCCCAUACAAGCUCAUUGCGCUCAACAACAGUCGCAGCAACUGGUCUCAAACAGGAUCAAUCGAUUCUGGAAAGGACAAUGCUGCAAAAACAACACAUCCAGCCGUGGAAUUCGCCGCAGAGGAGCUCCAACCUCCGAAAGGCGUCAGCGAGAACUUCGCCAGCUGAAACCAACGAAGGAGUGGAUGCCAAGCAUCACCUUCGUCUAUCCCCAUCCGCCGUCAAUCGGACAACACCAAUAUUGGCACACAACUCCAAGAAGAUGUGCACGGAUUCAACACAUCAUCAGGUGCUUCGGGCAACAACAUCGCUAAGAAGUACCAGCAAGAAUCAAGAAUCAUCUUCAAGGAAAGACGACAACACAAGUCAAGGAAAAGGAAUGUUGGACAACAAUCAAAACAUGUCAAGUCAACUUCACGUCUUCAUGUCAAAGCAAGAUCCAUCCAACAAACCUAUAACUCCAUCAACACAAGGAAAGAACUCCAACUGCAGUACAUCCUUUCACACUAAAACAUCAAGGAAGAUGUACCAGCAGUAUCAUCCAAAGAAAGAUCCAGGACACCAAAUCAAGGAAUGGAUACGUCUAGUACCAGCACUCAAACCUCAAGAUCAACUACAAGCUGCAACAAAGAUCGAGAUUUGGGCAUUCAGUCAUGUGGGAUUACGCCGACAACACGGACUCUACAGCGAGCCAUCUCGAAAAAACAGCGACGCAAUCGCGCUCAGCGGCACAGCGGCUUUUUUGGCGCGAAGCACUAAAAUUCAAAUUUAA